Dipodomys ordii (Ord's kangaroo rat) is the source of this 1146-nucleotide messenger RNA. It is a transcript of the gene Timm23, whose product is annotated as translocase of inner mitochondrial membrane 23 homolog (yeast). NCBI's taxonomy places the organism in Eukaryota, Metazoa, Chordata, Mammalia, Rodentia, Heteromyidae. Gene Ontology annotation, biological process: protein import into mitochondrial matrix. The record is from RefSeq and is a predicted model, not a curated record. Gene Ontology annotation, cellular component: mitochondrial inner membrane; TIM23 mitochondrial import inner membrane translocase complex. The transcript has 7 exons. Bases 112 to 741 code for a protein of 209 amino acids. Gene Ontology annotation, molecular function: transmembrane protein transporter activity.
CGUGCGACGAAGGCGGCGGUAACGCGGGUUCUCCCGCGGUCACCGAGGAGCGACGGCCAAGGCCGCGACCGGGGGAGUGAGGCGGCGGCUUGUAGCAGACGGCGCGACACCAUGGAGGGUGGCGGGGGAAGUGGCAACAAGACCACCGGAGGGCUGGCCGGCUUCUUUGGAGCCAGUGGGGCCGGCUACUCGCACGCGGAUUUGGCCGGCGUGCCGCUAACUGGUAUGAACCCUCUAUCUCCUUAUUUAAAUGUGGAUCCACGAUAUCUGGUGCAGGACACCGAUGAGUUUAUUUUACCUACUGGAGCCAAUAAAACCCGGGGCAGAUUUGAACUAGCCUUCUUUACUAUUGGAGGAUGUUGCAUGACAGGGGCUGCAUUUGGAGCAGUGAAUGGUCUUCGUCUAGGAUUGAAGGAAACCCAGAACAUGGCCUGGUCCAAACCAAGAAACGUACAGAUUUUGAAUAUGGUAACUAGGCAAGGAGCACUUUGGGCUAAUACUUUAGGUUCUCUGGCUUUGCUCUAUAGUGCAUUUGGUGUUAUUAUUGAGAAAUCACGAGGAGCAGAAGAUGACCUGAACACAGUAGCAGCUGGAACUUUGACAGGCAUGUUGUACAAAUGUACAGGUGGCCUUCGAGGGGUAGCACGAGGUGGACUGGCAGGACUAACACUUACCAGCCUCUAUGCACUGUAUAACAACUGGGAGCACAUGAAAGGCUCCUUGCUCCAACAGUCACUUUGAAGAUUUUUGCCACCUCGGAAACUGAGGACACUUCAGUAAUCUUUCAAAUCAAUUAAGUCAGUCUGGAGUUAAGUGCCCUCUUCUACCUACAACUACUUUCAAAAAUUGGAGGUUGUGAUUUGCUGUGGUGAAGAUCAUGAAUGGUUGACCAGGACCGGCACUCCUUUCCCUUAAUGAGCUGAAGCCAAAAAUCCUUUGGUAGCUCACUCAGUAAUGUGGUUCUCCUUUGGAGAUGAUCUUGGACCUGUCCUCUCAUCCUACCCUCUGAACUGGAAAACCACUCCCAGAAUUCAGGUCCUGCUUGUUGUCAAUAUUUUAUCACCAAGUGUAUUUAAUCAUCUGAAACUGUAAUGCUGCCCAUGUUCCAAAUAAAGGGUGAGAAUAGAACCAAAGUCAUAACUCCAA